Durio zibethinus is the source of this 1788-nucleotide messenger RNA. The record is from RefSeq and is a predicted model, not a curated record. Lineage: Eukaryota; Viridiplantae; Streptophyta; Magnoliopsida; Malvales; Malvaceae.
AUGGAGCUAACGAACAAGCAUUUGAAAGUGUUCAGCUCUUUUUUCCUCGUUUACGUUGAAGUUUUAAUUCUUCUCUCAUGCUUCAACCUGCAGGGUCUUAAUUUGCUCGGUUUAGCAACCCCUGUCGUUCAUGGAAAUGACACAGAUCAGCAAGCUUUACUCGAGUUCAAAGCCAAGAUAACUGGUGAUGAGCUUAGGAUUAUGCAUUCCUGGAAUAGUUCCAUCCAUUUUUGCCAAUGGUAUGGUGUUACAUGCUGUCGCAGACAUCAGAGAGUAACCAAGCUGGAAUUGCAAUCCCAGAAACAAGCGAGGUCUGUAUCGCCAUACAUUGGAAAUUUGAGUUUUCUCAGGGUAUUGAAUCUUGCACACAACAGCUUUAGCAACGAAAUUCCUCAAGAAAUUGGACGUUUAAGAAGAUUGGAAAUAUUAGAAUUGUCCAAUAACUCCAUCAAUGGUGAAAUUCCUUCCAAUUUAUCUGGUUGUUCUAAGCUGACAUUUGUUCACAUGAGAGGCAACCAGCUAACCGAAGAAAUACCGGGUUUGCUUGUUCACUUGUCAAAACUAAAAUAUUUAAGUUUUUUCGACAACAGUUUAGCAGGGAGUAUUCCACCUUCCUUGGGGAACUUAUCGUCUUUGGAGACGCUUUCUUUGGCCAUGAAUGGACUGAAUGGGGUUAUACCUGAAUCUCUUGGGCAACUGACAAAUCUUUCACGUUUUUCUAUAGCAGUAAAUGCAAUUUCUGGAAUUGUUCCUGUCUCAAUUCUCAAUCUCUCUAAGAUUACAAGUUUCGAUGUCACCGGAAACAAGAUUCAAGGUACUCUUCCUUCUGACUUGGGAAUCACUAUGCCAUAUAUUGAGACAUUUUCUGUCUUACAAAACCAAAUCACUGGACAACUCCCUGUUUCAAUAUCCAAUGCCUCAAAUUUCAUGGAACUUCAAAUUUCAUCAAACCAACUUAGUAAAAACUUGCCUUCAUUUGAAAAGCUGGAUAAACUAUCAAGAUUUCUCAUAAGCGAAAAUCAUUUUAGAAAUGGGGGAACAAGUGACUUAAACUUUCUUUGUUCUUUAACCAAUACUACCAAAGUAGAAACUCUAGAUAUAAGCCAAAAUAAUUUCGAAGGGUAUUACCCAAGUGCAUUCGCAAUUUGUCUAGCACCAUUUUGUUCUAUUCCCCUUGUCAUCGGGAGGCUUCAGAAGCCAGAGAUAUUUUAUGCUCAUGAUAAUUAUUUUCUUUCUGGGCCUAUUCCCCCUUCUAUUGGAAAUUUGACAAUGCUAACCCAACUUUAUUUAAAUAGGAACAAUCUUCAAGGCAACAUUCCUCCAAGUCUAGUUAAUUGCAAAAGUUUGGUUGCAUUGUCUUUUUCUGAUAACAAUCUAAGUGGAUCUAUACCCCCUGAAGUAAUUGGACUCUCAUCAUUGUCCAUUGUUUUAGACUUAUCAUCCAACUAUUUAACUGGUGCCCUUCCUGUUGAAGUAGGAAAUCUGAAAAAUCUAGGUGUGUUGGAUGUUUCUCAUAAUAGGUUAUCUCGUUUGCUUCCAAACAAUCUUGGUAGCUGCGUAAGAUUGGAGUACCUGUUCUUGGAUGGCAAUUUGUUUGAAGGGCCUACUCCUUUGUCUUUGAGUUCAUUGAGAGGUCUUGUGGCAUUAGACAUAUCUGACAAUAAUCUUACCGGUGAGAUUCCAGAAUUUCUUCUGAGCUUUGGGUCAUUAGAGUAUUUAAAUCUAUCUUUCAAUGAUUUUGAGGGUAUGAUACCAAUUGGAGGACAAGCUUUGUGGAGGCAUCCCUGA